Megalops cyprinoides (Indo-Pacific tarpon) is the source of this 2021-nucleotide messenger RNA. Its product is annotated as polypeptide N-acetylgalactosaminyltransferase 18-like. Gene Ontology annotation, cellular component: Golgi apparatus. Lineage: Eukaryota; Metazoa; Chordata; Actinopteri; Elopiformes; Megalopidae. The record is from RefSeq and is a predicted model, not a curated record. The transcript is spliced from 11 exons. The coding region runs from base 1 to 1692 and encodes 563 amino acids.
AUGGGCCUUGAGAAAUGCUGCCCACUUCAGUCAAGGGAAGCGCUGCUGUCAGAAUCUGCGGUCAGAGUGGAGAUUCCGCCUCCAGCUCUCCGCAACCCCCAGACCCCCCAGAAGACUGAUGAGAAUGCUGGGGCGGAGUCUUUCUCUGACUCCUCCCUGUUUGCCCACUGGGGUCAGGACCUGAGUCCAGAGAGUCGCAGGGUCGCACUGAAGAAGUUCCAGUACUAUGGCUACAACAGCUACCUCAGCGACCGCCUGUCCCUGGACAGGCCCAUCCCAGACCUGAGGCCUGACGGGUGCAAAAACAUCUCAUAUCCUGCAAACCUCCCUCAAGUCAGCAUUGUGUUUAUUUUUGUGAAUGAGGCACUGUCAGUCAUCCUGCGCUCCAUCCACUCUGCAAUCCUCAGGACACCCUACCACCUCCUCAGAGAGAUCAUUCUCGUGGACGACAACAGCAGCAACGAGGAGCUAAAGGAGAAGCUGCAGGACUUUGUGGAUGAGACCAAUGCCCAGAGACCCGGGUUCAUCAAGGUGGUGCGUCACGCCAAACAAGAAGGGCUGAUUCGCUCACGGGUCAGUGGGUGGAGGGCUGCCAGCGCCCCCGUCGUGGCCCUCUUUGACGCCCAUGUGGAAUUCAACGUUGGAUGGGCUGAACCCAUUCUGCUGAGGAUAAAGGAGGAUCGAACUCGAAUAAUUUCCCCAUCGUUCGACAACAUCAAAUACGACACGUUCGAGAUCGAGGAGUACCCGCUGUCCGCACAAGGCUUUGACUGGGAACUCUGGUGUCGUUACCUGAACCCUCCCAAAUCCUGGUGGAAUCAGCAGAACAACACCGCUCCCAUCAGGAGCCCAGCUCUGAUUGGCUGCUUUGUGGUGGACAGGCGGUACUUUGAGGAAAUUGGUCUCCUAGAUGAAGGGAUGGAAGUAUAUGGGGGCGAGAACGUAGAGCUGGGCAUCAGGGUGUGGCAGUGUGGGGGCAGUGUGGAGGUCCUGCCCUGUGCCCGAAUUGCUCACAUUGAGCGGGCCCACAAGCCAUAUACGGAGGACCUGACAACCCAUGUGCGCCGGAAUGCCUUGAGGGUGGCUGAGGUGUGGAUGGAUGAGUUCAAGAGCCAUGUCUACAUGGCCUGGAACAUUCCCCAGAAGGAUUCUGGGAUCGACAUCGGGGAUAUCGCAGAGAGAAAGGCCUUGAGGAAGAGACUGCAGUGCAAAACGUUUCGGUGGUACCUUGUCAACGUCUACUCUGAGAUGAGAAUGUACACAGACACCAUCGCCUAUGGAGUGCUGAAGAACUCCCUCAAGAGUGACCUGUGUUUGGAUCAGGGUCCAGACACCGACAAUGUCCCGAUACUGUACAUUUGUCACGGGAUGACACCCCAGAAUGUGUACUACACCAGCACUCAGCAAUUACAUGUGGGGGUACUCAGCCCCACAGUUGACGACGAUGACAACAAGUGCCUGGUGGACGUCAACAGCAGGCCCCGGCUCAUCGAGUGCAGCUAUGCCAAAGCUAAGAGAAUGAAGCUAUACUGGCUGUUUACUCAGGGAGGUUUUAUCCAGAACAGGAAAUCAAAGCGAUGCCUUGAGCUGGCGGAAAGUAGUGACAAUGAAUUUGGAUACCAGCUGGCCCUGCAGAAGUGCAGCGGCCAGAGAUGGACAAUCACCCAUCUACUGACAGGCAGCACUUUAUGAUGAGAUCUGAAGACCUGCCAAUGUCCAACACUGGGCCUGAAAGAACUGCAGGAGACUUCAGUGCUUUGAAACACUCCUUUCAAACUGUUUUCAAGGAGAAGGACGAGAGUUAUAUGACAUCUACUGUACGGUUGUGAUACUGUGGGCACUUUGACAUCUCUCUCUUUCGCCUGAAGACAUAUUACAGUAAAUGUCAAACAUUUUUUGUCAUACCCUGCUGGCAAAUCUGCAAUGAUUGGUUAAUUGUAUAUUCUGCAGUCUGAGAGACUCUAAUGUCGGAGUAUACUGUUUGGAAAGUACCCUUGGUUCUGUGUUGACUUGCAGGUUGU